This is a messenger RNA of Humulus lupulus (European hop), 1181 nucleotides long. RefSeq names its product alpha-mannosidase-like. Bases 1 to 1113 code for a protein of 370 amino acids. Lineage: Eukaryota; Viridiplantae; Streptophyta; Magnoliopsida; Rosales; Cannabaceae. Gene Ontology annotation, biological process: mannose metabolic process. The transcript has 12 exons. Gene Ontology annotation, molecular function: alpha-mannosidase activity; carbohydrate binding. The record is from RefSeq and is a predicted model, not a curated record.
AUGACUAACAAUCUCUCCUUCCAUAUAUUUCUCAAACCCUCUUUUUUGUUUCAAAUUAUUAGUUUUUGUCAAUUACUCAAUAUUAGUUACUGCCCACCAAUAGAGGAAGACAUUCCAGAAGGGAAAAGUUUGGUAAUAGUGGCAUAUAAUCCUCUUGGUUGGCCCCGUGUCGACAUUGUUAAAAUAAUGGUUAAUGAUGUCAAUCUCGUUGUUAAAGAUUCUUCAGGCAAUACAAUUAAGGCACAGUAUGUAAGUUUAGACAAUGUUACAAAGAACUUGAGAAAUUUCUAUGCACAAGCUUACUUGGGACAAUCACCAAAACAAGCUCCAAAGUAUUGGCUUCAUUUUCAAGUUUCUGUACUAUCGCUUGGUUGGAAUACUUACUUUGUCUCAAAGGCAUCUAGUACAGGUAAAAACAGGAAUUUACUCUCCAAGAUAAAGAAUCCACAAAAUGAUACCAUUGAAGUUGGGCCUAGAGAUUUAAAGCUGACAUUUUCAUCUACCUCAGGACAACUAAAACAGAUAUACAAUUCUAAAACUGAGGUUGAUGUACUAAUACAACAGAGCUAUCUCUGGUAUGGUUCAAGCAUUGGUGAUUCUGAUUCUCAGGUAAGCACUUCAUGUGCUAUGGCUUCAAGGGCAUAUAUUUUCCGGCCUAGUGGGGCACCUCCAACUAUUGUUUCAAGAUCAGUUCCACUAAAGGUCAUUCGUGGAGCUUUAGUUGAUGAGAUUCACCAAGAGUUUAAUUCAUGGAUCUAUCAGGUUACCAGGCUUUACAAGGACAAAGAACAUGCUGAAGUUGAAUUCACAAUUGGUCCAAUCCCCAUAGAUGAUGGUGUUGGGAAAGAGGUCAUCACGCGAUUGGCAACGAAUAUGGAAACGAACAAAGUUUUCUACACCAAUUCGAAUGGAAGGGAUUUUCUUAAACGAGUUCGAGAUUAUAGAGAAGAUUGGUCUCUUUCAGUUACUCAGCCUGUAGCGGGAAACUAUUACCCACUUAAUCUUGGAAUUUUCAUGGCGGAUAAGAAAUCUGAAUUAUCGGUAUUAGUUGAUUGUGCCGCUGGGGGAGCCAGCAUUGCAGAUGGACAACUAGAGUUGAUGCUGCACAGGUAAAAAUUUCCACAUAUUCAUAUUCUCAGCAACUAGAGCUGAGGUGUUCACAUUAUACAUAUAUGGAUUAA